Gadus macrocephalus (Pacific cod) is the source of this 8265-nucleotide messenger RNA. It is a transcript of the gene wdr81, whose product is annotated as WD repeat domain 81. The transcript has 12 exons. The record is from RefSeq and is a predicted model, not a curated record. Gene Ontology annotation, biological process: aggrephagy. Gene Ontology annotation, molecular function: protein binding; phosphatidylinositol 3-kinase regulator activity. NCBI's taxonomy places the organism in Eukaryota, Metazoa, Chordata, Actinopteri, Gadiformes, Gadidae. Bases 417 to 6623 code for a protein of 2068 amino acids. Gene Ontology annotation, cellular component: mitochondrion.
UUACAGCGGGAUCACGUGAGUGCUACUGGAAAUAACAUGGCUGCACAUAACGUUGCACAAAAUCACCCUCGGAUGGCUUUCUGUGUCUGACUGUGUCUAUCUGAACCUACCGGAGCAGGAAACGAGCGGCCUCAGAGAGACGCGCCUCACUGGUCUGCGUUUAAGAGCGUCUUGACGCCACGUCCUGCGCACCGCCGAUGGGGAAGCGAAACUUCGCCUUCUGCACUGGCUGCUAGCUACAAGUUGGGAGAGAUAGGUCCUCUGCAGAACCCUCGCGAGAGACGAACUGCACCACAUAAAUGUAGGGCUCUUGUAGUCCUGCGUUUAUAACCCAAUGGAAGUGUGAGUGGGGGAGGGGGGGGCGCUGCAUGCAUCCGGACCGCGCGUGAGUUUUGGGCAGACAUCGGACCUUCACCAUGGAGUGGCUGCUGCCAGCGGUGGAGCGGGACCUGGGGAUCGACCGGCGCCAGCUGGGCCCGGGGCCGAGCCCCCAUGAGCUGGUGGCCCUGGUGCCCGCCCGCUGGGUGACGGGGCUGCGGGAGAGGAGGCUGCCGCGCUGCCCGCGCUUCGACAGCAUCAGCGAUGGCGAGGUCCGCACGUACCUCCAGCGCUCCCAAGCCAAGCUGCCCCCCGGCUGGACCCGGGUGUGCGUCCAGGGCCUGAGGAAGAGCCGGCUGGGCUACCGGCUGGCCAGGGACCCUGGGUACCAGGGAGAGGGCGCCAUGCCGCCGGACUCCUUCAUGAGGACCAUGCUCUGUGUGUCUCAGCAGAAUGUCAGGAACCUCUGGCGCGAUGCCCACCGUGAGCGCGUGCAGCCGUACGCCGGCGCCGCUCAGCAGACGCAGAUCACCGCCCUCGACGCCGUGCGUCAAGCGCUGCAGAAGCUCUUCAACUCCUCCUUCAUCUCCACGGACAAAGUGUCUCCGUCCCUCUCCCCGGCCCGAGAAAAGGACAAAGAAAGCCCCUUCCAGUCGGCCGCGGCCCCGUCCCACAGGUCCCCGGGAGCCCCCCUGUGUCCCAACGUCCUGCGGGCCGAGUGUCUCCUGGAGACGGCCGAGGUGCUCUACGUGGUGCUGCCCUACAGCCAGUACUCCCUGCACGACGUCGUCUCCUACAGCCCCGCCAAGCUGGCCAACAGCCACGCCAAGGUGCUGUUCAUCCUGUACCAGGUGCUCACGGCGCUGCAGGCCUGCCACGCGGCGGGGCUGUCCGUCGGGGAGCUGUCCCUGCAGGACAUCGCCGUGGACGACCAGCUGUGCAGCCGGCUCCGCCUCAACCUGGCGCACUAUGAGGACGCGGGCGUCGCCGGCGGGGCGGACGGCUGCGUCGCGGCGGGCCGACGAGGGCCUCGGAACGUCCCGCCGUCGGACGCUGUGUGUGUGAGCGGGGGCGACCGGGCCCUGUGCGGGGACUGCUUCGACGGGCUGAAGGCGCUGGUGCUGGACUGGGUCCACGGCCGCGUCAGCAACUUCUGCUACCUGAUGGAGCUGAACCGGCUGGUGGGGCGGCGGGCGGGGGACCCCAACUACCACCCGGUGCUGCCCUGGGUGGCGGACUUCACCGUGCCCUUCGGCCGCUUCCGGGACCUGCGCAGGUCCAAGUUCCGGCUGAACAAGGGCGACAAGCAGCUGGACUUCACCUACGAGAUGACCAAAGAGGCCCUGGCGGCCGCGGGGGGCAACGGGCCGGGGGGCUGCGGCGUGGGCGGGGACUUGGGCGGGGGCGGCGGCGGCGGCGGGGCUGGCCCGUCGGACCACCUCCACGUGCCGCACCACAUCUCGGACGUGCUGUCGGACAUCACGUACUACGUGUACAAGGCGCGGCAGACGCCCAAGCCGGUGCUGUGCAGCCACGUGCGCUCCCAGUGGGAGCCCAACGAGUACCCGGCCAGCAUGGAGCGCAUGCAGAGCUGGACCCCCGACGAGUGCAUCCCCGAGUUCUACACGGACCCCUCCAUAUUCCGCUCGGUCCACGCCGACAUGCCGGACCUGGACGUGCCGGCGUGGUGUAGCUCCUGCGAGGACUUCAUCGAGGUGCACCGGGGCAUGCUGGAGAGCAGGGAGGUGUCCCAGCACCUGCACCACUGGAUCGACCUCACCUUCGGCCACAAGCUGUCGGGGAAGGAGGCGGUCAAGGCCAAGAACGUGUGUCUGCACCUGGUGGACAACCACACCAACCUCACCAGCUUCGGGGUGGUGCAGCUGUUCGACCAGCCCCACCCGCCCCGCCUCCACCCGUACCAGUACGCCCCGCCGGAGCCCCCUCUCCUGGGCCUCGCCACGCAGCUCGACGUGCAGGUCCGCCCGACGAAGACCCUGACGGACGCUGUGGACGGCACGGUGCAGGAGACGGCGGGGUGCGAGUCCAGCGGCUGGACCAUGGUGGACCGUGACGAAGACCUGGAGCAAGGGAUGGAAGCCCUGGACUCGUUGGGCUCUGUCGGGGCCUCUGGCUCGGGGGCCACCUCGGCGCCGCUGCCGUGCAUGCACACCGCCGGAGGGAAGAUGGCAGGCGAACACCCGGCCCUCAUCAUCUCCCAGUCCCCGAGUUCACUGCCCGGGGAGGGCCGGGGCAGCAGCACUGGUGGCCUGGGUCCGAGCUUCCGUAGCGCGAUGCUGCAGAAAGGAGGCGCAUCGGGCAAGAAGCACGCAGAGGGGAGCGCGACCGUCGCCAACGCCGACGACUUUAAGAUCAUCCUGCCGGAGGGAUUCAACCCCCUGCAGCCCCUGGAAGAGCUGGAGAAGCUGAACAACUUCCUGGUGAAGAGCCUUCAUGCGGAGGUACCACAUCGCAUGGAGCCCGGGAACGAGACGAGGGCACCGAGGACAGUGGGCCAGUCCUUGACCUCGGUAACGGAACUCUUUCAGAGAGACAUUCAGGCGCUUGGCGUGGUCAUCGCCGAGAUAUUCUACUCCCCCAAGCUGAGGGGCCUGGCGCCGGGCGCCCCGCUCAGAGAUCGCUUCCAGGCUGUGAAGAAGCUCUGCUCUUCCAACCUGCGCGACGUGCCCCUGUCCCUGCACCACGCCCUGGAGAACCUCCUGUUGAUCCGGAAGCACUCUGGGAGAGCGAGCGCGGAGCUCGCGCAGGGCUCCGGUCCGCUGCUCUUCAAUUACGAGCCGAUCCACGAGGGCCUGCCUCCUCCCAGUCCCUGCCUGCUGCUGAACCCCGUCGUCACCCCCUUCCCCUUCCCGACGUACUUCCCGGCCCUGCACCAGUUCAUCUUCUCCUACCACCACAAGAUGGAGACGGCCUGUGGCCUCCAGGGCAGGGACGUGGUGUUCCAGCUCUGGCAGCAGCUGGAGACUCUCCUCCUGGGGAACAUCAACGCAGAAGGUCUGGAGAUCCUCCUGCCGUUCGUCCUGUCCCUGAUGCUGGAGGAGUCCACCGCCGUCUACGCCGCCUGGUACAUGUUCGAGCCCAUCGCCCGCGUGCUGGGCCCCAGGAACGCCACCAAGUUCCUGCUGAAGCCCCUGGUCAGCGUCUACGAGAACCCGCGGUGCCUGCGCGGGCGCUUCUACCUGUACACAGACUGCUUCGUCCUGCAGCUCAUCGCCCGGCUGGGCCUGCAGGCCUUCCUGUCCAGCCUGCUGCCCCACGUGCUGCAGGUCAUGACGGGCUUCGAGGGCUGCACCGCCGGCUCGGGGGCGGGGGAGGGGAAGCGCCUGAGGGGCGGGACGUGCACCCUGGGGGAGGAGGAAGAGGAGGAAGACUACCAGUGCAGCGAGGGGCGCGCGUCGUCGGGGUCCGUCACUGGGAAGGUGGGGGGCGGCGGCAGCGUCGGCGUCGGGGUGGGCGGGGACACGGGGCUGGUGGACUACUCCUCGGGGCUCAGCCUCAACGACCAGGUGUUCCUCUCCGAGGGCGAGGACUUCCAGAACGGCUUCUACGUCAACAGCGGGGCGGGCGGAGGCGGUGGCGGUGGCGGCGCUGCCGGGAAGCAGCACGGCCAGAGCUCGGCCGGAGCCAAGGAGCAAGACCAGGAGUCGAUGAGCGUGGGCAAGCUCAGCGACAAGAGCAGCGCCAGCGAGCUGUCCAUCGGGGACGGGGACUCGACGCGGGACCGGGCCAGCCUCCGCUCGGCCGACAGCAGCCAGGACCUGAAGCCCGCCAGCGAGGGAGAGGACGUGGGGGAGCUGGAGGAGGAGGAGACCCCGGAGACGGCCGAGGGCCGAGAGCUCCCCGACGACCCCGCCGGGGAGCUCUCGCUCUCCGGCGGCACCGAGGACACCGUGGGCACCCUGGAGGAGGAGUUCCUGAACGGGAUGACGCUGGAGGAGUCUGAGAAAGGCGUCGAGGAGGAGGAGGACCACGACCCGAUGGACGGCUCGGACGAGAAGGAGCACAAGAUACUUCUAGUAACGGUCUUCAAAACGGUGAGGUGGCUGACUGCGAAGCUGGGUCCCACGGUGACGUCUCGCUACGUGGCCAGGAAUCUUCUGCGACUGCUCACCACCUGCUAUGUCGGGCCGGAGAAGCACCAGUUCCUGGCCCCCCUGUCGGAGGAGAGCAGUCUGGAGGGCGUGGCCAUGGGCAGCGUGUACGAGAGGAAGCCCGUGGCCGGAGACCUGACGGCAGAGCCGGUCCUGGAGAGCCUGCUCUACAUCGCACAGCUCUACGGGGAGCCGGUGCUCACCUACCAGUACCUGCCCUACAUCGGCUACCUGGUGACUCCGCCCUCGUCGCAGCGUCUGAACACGCGCAAGGAGGCGGGGCUUCUGGGCGCGGUGGUGCUGACCCAGAAGAUCAUCGUCUUCCUCUCGGACACCACGCUCAUGGACAUGCUGAUGAAAAUCAACCAGGACAUCCUGCUGCCCCUCCUGGAGCUGCUCACCACACCGCACAUGGGGUUCCCCAGCGGGGUGCAGACCCGCUCCGCCCUGUGUCUGAAGACUCUGAGCCUCAUGGCGCUGAUCUGUCUGCGUAUUGGGAGGGAGAUGGUGCAGCAGCACCUGGCCGACACGCUGGGACGCUUCUUCACUGUCUUCAGCCUGCUGCGCUGCCUGCAGCCCCAGCUGGACAGCGCCCCCCGCAGGCUGGUGGGGGACGUGACGGUGGUGGAGGUGCGGACCCCGGAGGGGGCGGAGGCGACCUACGAACUGGGGGUGCUGGAGGAGCUUCAGACGGUGUUCAACGCGGAGAUGGCCUACGCCUCCUACAUCCCCUUCUACUGCCUCAUAGGCGACAAAGCCAUCCGUAAACUGGUCCCCAACCACGAGCUGGUGUGGGGCAUGGCUCAGUCCUACCACGAGCGCGUGCGGCCGGCCAGCCCAGACCCCAACUCCGGGGCGGGGCCGGCCCCAACGGCCGCCCAGAGCCACUUCCCCACCCCCUACACCACCUCCUCCUCCGGGUCGGACGGCAUCCCAGAGUCGGGCACCUUCGGCAGCCACCUGGUGGGCAACCGCAUCCAGGUGUCCCGGGACCCCGAGUACAGCAGCAGCCCCAACGCGGGUUUAUCGGACUCCUGGGGCCGGGCGCACCUCGGGGGGGCCGCCGUCGCCGCGGCGACUGGCGCGGCGGACUCCGCCUUCGCCUCGGCGGCGGCGGCGUCGUCGUGGGCGACGGGAGGCUCCACCCCCGAGGACAGCGCACUGAAGAUGGAGCUGCCGCGCAGCGAGAGGUCGCUGCAGGGCAACUGGCUGGCCUACUGGCAGUACGAAAUCGGCCUCAACCAGCAGGACCCGCGCUUCCACUUCCACCAGAUCCGCCUGCAGAACUUCCUGGGCCACACGGGCACGGCCAAGUGCCUGGCGCCACUGGCCGGGGAGGACUUCUUCCUGUCGGGCAGCAAGGACAAGACGGUGAGGCUGUGGCCGCUGUAUAACCACGGCGACGGGACGCGGGAGGUGGAGGCGCGGCUGUGCUACACGGACCACCGCAAGUCGGUGUUCUACGUGGGGCAGCUGGAGGCGUCUCAGGAGGUGGUGAGCUGCGACGGCACGGUCCACCUGUGGGACCAGUACACCGGGAAGCAGAUCCGCUCGUACGAGGCGUUGGACGGGAAGAACCCCAUCACGGCGGUGACCACCAUGCCUGCCCCCCACUGCAGCGUGGUCUUCGGCAGCGCAGACUCCGUGCUCCGCUUCAUCGACCCGCGCAAACCCGGCCUGCAGCAUGAGUUCCGCCUGGCGUACAACAACUUGAGUGCGGGUCUGAUCCGCUACCUGGCCGUGAGCCCUGGGGGCCGCACGGUGGCGGCCGGCUUCUCCUCGGGCUUCAUCGUGCUGCUGGACUCCCGCACCGGGCUCAUCCUCAGGGGCUGGCCCGCGCACGAGGGGGACAUCCUGCAGAUGAAGGCUGCAGAAGGCAACCUGGUGAUCAGCUCCUCGGCCGACCACUCCCUGACAGUGUGGCGGGACCUGGAGCAGAAGCCGCUGCGGCAGUACAAGUCGCCCUCGGAGCCCGUGCACGCCUUCGAUCUGUACGGCUCCGAGCUGGUCACCGGCACGGUGGCCAACAAGAUCGGCGUGUACUCCAUGGCGGACAUCUCCCUCAGCCCCGUCAGCAGCACCAAGCUCAGCUCCGAGAACUUCCGGGGAACCCUGACCAGCCUGGCCGUGCUGCCCACCAAGAGGCUGCUGCUGCUGGGCUCGGAGAACGGCGCCAUCCGCCUGUUUGCUUAGGCUGGAGGCGUAGGGAAGGAAGUGCUGCGAAGGCCCUGGCUCUGUGUGGGGCGCAGGGCGAUUGUGAAACCGAUAAGGCCAGAUGCGUACGCCUCAAAUGUGUUUUUUUGUUUUUUUUUGGUCUGCCUCCUACGAUGAAGCAGCCUUAGUGAGCUAGUUGAAUUCCCUUGCACCCCUGAAGGGAUCCUGCUGCUGCCUGGAGGGGUCGGGACACUGACCAAAGUAGUAGACCUGAGUCUUUCUCUUACUUCCACUGUUGAGAUUUAUUUCUGCACAGCGAAUCACAACCUUGUGCUUAGAGAAGGCUCAUGACUUUCUGCCUUUAAGUGUGUGUGUGUGUGUGUGUGUGUGUGUGUGUGUGUGUGUGUGUGUGUGUGUGUGUGUGUGUGUGUGUGUGUGUGUGUGUGUGUGUGUGUGUGUGUGUGUGUGUGUGUGUGUGUGUGUGUGUGUGUGUUCCAUAUCAUAGGAGAUUCUUAUCUCAAUAAGGUCAGUUAUUAUUUUUGAAAGAAUGAAUCUGAGGACCCGCUCAGGGUGAAAGCAAAUAAGGUUUGAGUGUAGUGUUUACACUUUCCAAACAGAUGCAUACCAACCAACGCCAAAAACACAUCAACGCCGCCACCUCCUCCUCCCUCGUCCCGUAUCACUUGACCCCGCGAUGAGUCCGAAGCACUGAUGAAACUAUGCAGUAUUUGUAGAGCGAUUUUGUUUUUCGUUUGCAUCCAAGUUCCUGUUUUUGGUCAAACCUUUUUCCACAGUAGACUUUUUUUUCUAAACAAUAAAGCUACAGCAGUCGGUUUUCAUGUGACGAUGUUAGUUGAUCUCCUCAGCGUUUUGGUCUGUGUUGGGUGGUCAGCCCAAGUAACAAUGCACAACUCUGGAUCCUUAGCACAACCUGGGGUCUCAGCCACACACGGAGAAACGGUCCAUUUUAAGAUGCUCUUUUUAUUUUUUACACAUUGAUUACUUGAAGUUUCUUUCUGAACAGGUCUUCAGACGUGAAUUAUUGUAUUAACAAUCAGAGGGUCCAUAGUAACACGGCUUUGACGUGACUUUUUAACAUGUAUUCCAAUUGUUAGGAAAUCCAUUUAGGAGAUGUCCCUUUGGGCUGUUAUUAAUGUACCAUCGAUGCAUUGUCAGCACAGAAAAGCAUUGCAGGAGCACAUGGCAAGCCUCAAAAUAAUUUUGUAUUAUAACACUUCUAUGUAAUCACAAAUACAUUAUAAAAUGUAACAAUCUGUUCAACUAAUGGGACGGAUUACAAAAAAACGAAUCAUUUGUAGUCAUGUAGCGCUUUUCUUGUUGCAAAUUGUGCAUAUUAAAUGGCAACUCUUGUAGUUAUCAUCAUUACUUCUUAUGUCAAAAUGCCUCAAAUCAAUGUCUGUUAGUAACUUGUCAAAGCUUUUUUGUCAUGUUCGAAUUGUUUAGCUCUUUAUGCCCACAGAUCAACAAUUUCCAGUAUUUUUAUUCUUAUUUACUUUGAAUCCGAUUUCUAAACUUGGAUUAAAUCUUGACAGACAACUUUGCGUUGAAUUCUAAACUCCUGUUACAUAUGGAUAUUCGGUUGUGAUCCAAAAAAAUUCAAACAUGAAACAUAAAUAACUUGAUUUAUUUAUUAACUUGUUUAAUAAAAAAAAAAAAGACU